AUGCGACCAUUGCUUGCCACGCGGGACGCUGGUACUAAUCUGCUCGUGAAUGAUCUACUUUGCCUCGAUCGAGCAAUCAGAACUAUCACGUACGCAGCAGGCAACUACACUGGCGGAACAGCAGCUUACGAGCCUAUCCGAGAGUCAUUUGCAGAGGUGAAUCGCACCAACAGAAUCGCCUACUACGAUGCUAUGAACAUAAAGCCCCAGAGUAUUGCAGAUAGCAAUCGCAUUUUCGCCGUCGUGAGCAACCCGAUCGCUCCCGAUAUCACGGAGGCUGUCAAUGGCCUGCUUGGCAAGAAAGCUUUGAUCGAUGCUGCUGGUCUUUCGAAAGAGACGGCCGACGGUCUGAAUCUGAUUUCGUACGACCAUGACACUUUGAGCCUCGUGGCUGUGGCGCCCAAGCUGAACGUGGCCACCAUUCCUGCCGCCUCGGUGGUGUGCCUUUAG
Recurvomyces mirabilis is the source of this 450-nucleotide messenger RNA. RefSeq lists its product as uncharacterized. The coding region runs from base 1 to 450 and encodes 149 amino acids. The transcript has 2 exons. Lineage: Eukaryota; Fungi; Ascomycota; Dothideomycetes; Mycosphaerellales; Teratosphaeriaceae. The record is from RefSeq and is a predicted model, not a curated record.